This is a messenger RNA of Microdochium trichocladiopsis, 2626 nucleotides long. RefSeq lists its product as uncharacterized. NCBI's taxonomy places the organism in Eukaryota, Fungi, Ascomycota, Sordariomycetes, Xylariales, Microdochiaceae. The transcript has a single exon. The record is from RefSeq and is a predicted model, not a curated record. Gene Ontology annotation, cellular component: nucleus. The annotation marks the transcript as partial. Gene Ontology annotation, molecular function: nucleic acid binding; exonuclease activity.
GAUCCACCAGAGCCUCGCCAACCUCGCCAAUGCGGAGAACCCUCUUCACGCCGACUUUACCCUACCGCAGUUUGACGUCAGCGAUGUUCCUGGCCUGAGCGACCACAAUGGCGCCGGCGUGGAUCUCUCACACGGGCUUGUUGGAGACCUGCAGGCUGACCUUUCGGCGCACCUCCACGACGACCUCUCACAUGGCCUCUCGCAAGACUUGUCAAAUUCCCUGUCUCAUGACAUCAGCGCAGACUUGAAAUACGAGCUGCCGCCAGAUUUGAUGGCCCAGAUCCACGUUCCCACCGUUACGACAGACUUGCAGUCCUCCAUCCCGGCGCAGGCGCACAUCCCCACGCCAGACCUGCUUCCCUCCGAGCCAGCCAAAAUUGAGCCAACCCACAACGACUCUUCUACCGCUAGCGACGGGAGCCUGAAGCGCUCGGCACCCCACGAUGAGGAGGAUGAGGGCUGGGAGACUGUAGACCGAAGGUCAAAGAAACUCAAGAAGCCAAAGAAGGUGCCUCCCAAGGACUCGUCGAAUUACCCGUCCAUCACAUUCAACUACAACGCGAAAUUACAGUCCAAGAUCGCACUUGACCACCUCCGGAAUCUGAUCCUGUACAUCUUCGCCGAAGGUGUGGCGCCGCAGUGGGUGUCAAUAUCUCACCGGCCACAGUUCCGCAAGCUGGUCGCCAUCAUGGUGCCUGGGCUCGAGGAGGCGAUGUUCAAGCAGGACGUAGACUUCUCAACGUAUAACGAUGUAGCCGCGAAUGUGGGCCAAUCGCGGGUACUCACGUCCCCUGACGAUUACUACCCACGGCUUCUGAAAAAGGACGAGCUUCCUGACAUUCUCAAAGACUUUGCGGACAUGUUCCCACACCUCUGGCCUGUCAGGACACCGGGCAGCGAGAAGUUCGGCACGAUGCGUUCACCUAUGGGCACAAUGCUCACAGCACCAGCGGAGCAGUCAAAGGAAGACAAACGCGCCAAGGGUGUCCAGCAUGCCAAAGAGCCCAGAGGGUGGAAAGAUGACAGGACACGGGUCACCGAGUUCCUGACAAUGGCGGAGGACUUUCAGUCGAACGGCUACGUCUUGCAUCCGGCCUGCCUACCGGCAGACCGGAGGCAAGAUUUCCAGCCAUUACCUGGGUGGGUGUACACAAGGAUCAACAGCUUGGAAGACGGCGAUGUGCCCGAGGAGCACAUUCAGCAAGGAAGCAUCACUGCGGGCAGGACAAUCCUCGCGCUCGACUGUGAAAUGUGUGUCACCGGACCGGACGAGUACUCCCUCACGAGGAUCAGUCUUGUGAAUUGGGACGGCUCUAUCGUCAUGGACGAGCUAGUCAAGCCAGACAAGCCCAUCAUCGACUAUGUCACGCGGUUUUCUGGCAUCACAGAAGAGAUGCUUGCACCAGUCACAACCACUUUGGUAGACAUCCAAACGAAGCUUCUCGACAUAUUACAUCAGCACACCAUCUUAAUAGGGCACUCGCUGGAUUCGGAUCUCAAGGCUCUGAGGCUGUCACAUCCUUUUGUCAUCGACACCGCCAUUAUAUACCCCCACGCCAGAGGACCGCCACUGAAGAACAGCCUCAAAUUCCUUACUCAGCGAUUCCUGAAGCGUGAGAUCCAAAAGGGUGCCGCCGGCCACGACUCGGUUGAGGACGCCAAGGCGUGCCUGGACCUGGUGCGGCAAAAGUGCGAAAAGGGCAAGUCCUGGGGCAACCACGAGUCGCAGGGCGAGAACCUCUUCCGGCGCCUGCACCGCACCGGCAAGGCGUACCGGGCCAAUGGAGGUGCUGACGCGACGGGUGGGAAGGCAGUCGGCAAGACGAGCGCAAUGGUGGACUGGGGCGACCCGAUGAAGGGCGCCGGCGCCGCCAGCACGUUCCCUAUAGGCUGCCAGUCCGACGAAGACGUUGUCAACGGCAUCAGCCGCGCCGUGCAUGGAGAUCCGGUCGCCGAGCGAAUCCCAGCCGGCGGCGUCGACUUUGUCUUUGCCCGGUUCCGUGAGCUUGAGGCCUUCCAGGGGUGGUGGAAUCGCAACCGUGAGAUUGAUGGCACUCCUUCAUCAGCCCUGCAGCCACCCGACUUUUCGUCAAUGAACGGCAAUGGUAUGACGCUUGAGACGUGCCUCCGCAACCUGGCGGCGCGGAUCAAGCGCGUACACGAUCUUCUCCCCCCUUGUACUGGUUUCAUCGUGUUCAGCGGCUCCGGUGACCCCCGUGAGAUGAGCCGCCUCCAGGCCAUGCAGGCGCAGUUCAAGAAGGAGUACAACACGCCCGGGAAUAAGUGGGACGAACUGACGGUCAAGUGGACGGACCGCGAAGACCAGGCGCUGAAGAAGGCCGUCGGGGUCGCGCGCAACGGCAUUGGCUUUAUCGGUGUAAAAUAAGGUGGCUGGCCCAAAGGCAGAGAACACGAUUAGUAUCUUUGGUGGCUCGUGGCCACAUUGUCAGCCUAUAAUUUAGCAGAACCGAAAACAGAAAGGAUAGGGGGGAGGGGGCAACACAUAUAAAUGUCACAGCCUCGUCGGAACAUGAAAUUUUGCUUACAUGGCGGAAGCAAACCAAAAGUCGGAAAGACGUGGCAGAAGUAAUCCAGAGGAGAGAGAGAGGGAAAAAAAAAAAAAAAA